AUGAUAGAAAGAGCAUUCUUGGAGGAAGCAGGACCGCGGAUGAUUUUGGAACCAUUAGGUGGAAAAAUGAAUGAAAUCUCUGAAUCUGAAACUCCAUUCCCUCAUAGAAAAGGGAAUUUGUAUAAUAUUCAGCACACGGUAGGCUGGUCUGACAACAGUGAGAGCAUAUCAAGCCAGAAGAUGGCAUGGUUGAGGAAACUGUACAAGGAAAUGGAGCCAUAUGUUGCAAAAUCUCCAAGAACUGCUUACCUGAAUUACAAGGACCUUGAUUUCGGGACUAAUCAAGAGGACUACAGCUAUUCAAAGGCCAAAAUGUGGGGUGAGAAGUAUUUCAAUGGGAACUUUGAGAG
Molecule: messenger RNA, 350 nt
Organism: Capsicum annuum
Lineage: Eukaryota; Viridiplantae; Streptophyta; Magnoliopsida; Solanales; Solanaceae
Product: berberine bridge enzyme-like 22
Exons: 1
Source: RefSeq, a predicted model, not a curated record